This is a messenger RNA of Trypanosoma cruzi, 3498 nucleotides long. RefSeq names its product myosin IB heavy chain, putative. Bases 1 to 3498 code for a protein of 1165 amino acids. Gene Ontology annotation, molecular function: actin filament binding; ATP binding; microfilament motor activity. Gene Ontology annotation, biological process: actin filament organization; vesicle transport along actin filament. The record is from RefSeq and is a predicted model, not a curated record. NCBI's taxonomy places the organism in Eukaryota, Euglenozoa, Kinetoplastea, Trypanosomatida, Trypanosomatidae. The transcript has a single exon. Gene Ontology annotation, cellular component: myosin complex; vesicle; cytoplasm.
AUGGCAUGUGUUGAUUUUAAGAAGUCAGCUGUGGUCGGGGUGGAGGAUCUUGUGUUGCUGCCACAGCUUUCUGACAAGGCCAUAAUGGAGAACCUCAAGCUGCGCCACAGCAAGGACAUCAUCUACACAAGUAUUGGCCCCGUCUUGUUAAGUGUAAACCCAUUUAAAAAGAUACCGAAUUUAUACGGUGAGGAGCGCAUCGCGUUCUUUCGGAGUGGUGGAAAGAGUAGCGGCGGUACUUUUGGGAUCACCCAUGGUGGGCCGCACAUAUUUGGCUUGGCGGAGGAGACAUACCGCACCAUGGUGUCAGAAGAGGAGAAUCAGUGUGUGAUCAUAUCAGGGGAGUCGGGAGCGGGAAAGACGGAGGCGUCCAAGCAGAUCAUGCAGUACAUCUCGGCUGUCUCUGGUAACACAGUGGAAAUGCAGCACGUGAAGCGUGUUAUUCUGGAAUCCAACUCGUUGUUGGAGGCUUUUGGCAACGCAAAGACCGUUCGGAAUGACAACAGCUCUCGAUUUGGGAAGUUUUUUGAAAUUUUUUUCGAUCGCAUGGGUGGCCCUGUUGGCGGGCGCAUGUCGAACUUUCUUCUGGAGAAGUCACGAGUUGUUAGCCAGCAGUUGGGAGAGCGGAGCUUCCACGUGUUCUACCAAUUUUGCCACGGGGCCAGUCCGACGCUACGUGAGCGACUGCGGUUACGGCCCCCGGGUGAGUUCUUCUACUUGAAUCAGGGCGGCACGCUGGAUCGUGAUGGCGUUGACGACGCGAAGGAGUGGGCGGAGACACUUGCGGCCAUGGAAGCGAUGUCGAUUUCGAUGUCGGACCAGCAGUCCAUCUUUGACACACUCGCUCUCAUUCUCCACCUUGGGCAGCUGCAGUUUGCCCCGUCUGCGGCAGACCGUGAAGACGCCGCAUUGAUGGUUUCAAAUCCGGAGGAACUGAAUUUUUGCGCCAUGCUGUUGGGUGUAGAUGCGGCAGUGCUUGAGUGGGCAUUCACGUGGAAGCGGCUAGAAAUGGGCACCAGCGAGGUGGUCAACGUUCCUCUUGACAUACAGCAGUGCCGCAAUGCCCGCGACGCCCUCGCGAAGACGUUGUACCACCACUUGUUUGACUUUGUCGUGGAGUCGGUGAAUGUGGCUUUGGGGAAGAAGCCCUACGACUUAAUGCUUGGCGUUCUUGACAUUUACGGAUUUGAGAUUUUUGAAAAGAACGGUUUUGAGCAGUUCUGCAUUAAUUAUGUCAAUGAAAAACUGCAGCAGAUCUUCAUUGAGUUAACGUUGAAGGUUGAGCAAGAGGAGUACGUGCGGGAGAAGAUACCAUGGGAGGAGAUCAAGUACUUCAACAACAAGAUUGUCUGUGAGCUUAUUGAGGGGACGCAGCCACCCGGGCUCUUUUCCGUCAUGGACGAUGUGUGUGCCACGAUGGCGAAGGAAAAAGAGUCCGUGGCUGACAUCAAGAUGCUUGACAAACUAGACGCCGUGCAUACUGGUAACCCUCACUUUAACAGGACAGAACGAGGGUUUCGUAUUAAGCAUUACGCAGGAGAUGUUUAUUACAAUGCGGAGGGAUUCACAACCCGCAAUAAAGAUCUUCUUGGUGCUGACAUUGCCUUGGUGCUUGGCACCAGCUCCAACCAAUUUCUGUUAAAAAUUCUUGCGGAGACCAUUGCGGGAGCAGCACAAGGUCGCACGGUGGGAAAGAAACCACGUGUGACUACCGCAGGAUUUAAGAUGCGGCAGCAGGCGUCAUAUCUUGUCAAGACGCUCAUGGGCUGCAACCCACAUUAUGUGCGCACCAUCAAAUCCAAUGAUGAGAAGCGCCGUGAUUUUCUGGAUGAGGCUCGGGUGUUGCACCAAGUAAAGUAUUUGGGUCUUCUCGAGAACAUUCGUGUUCGUCGAGCAGGGUACAGUUAUCGGCAAUACUUCGACAAGUUUCUCAAGCGCUUCAAAUAUGUUAGUUCUGAGACGUUUCCACGCUCAUUUAAAGGCUCGGACCGUGAUGCCUGUGCCGCUAUCCUGCGACAUGUCGGAGAUGCCUUACCGCAGGGCUCAUGGCAGUUGGGCCAGCAAAAAGUAUUUAUCCGACAACCACAGCACCUAUUCACACUUGAGGACCUUCGCGAGAACGCUCUGGACAAUAUUGUCUUUAAGAUUCAACGCGCAUGGCGCCGUUAUCAGCAGAAUAAGGACAGCGUUCUCAUGAAGAGCGCCAUAGGGCGUAUGUAUCUCAAGGCCGGAAAGACACGACGGGCGGAUAGUGUGUUCCGCCCUUUUUUUGGUGAUUAUCUCGACUACCGCAACCGACUCAAGCCACUUCACCCAUACGUGGAGUUUAACCCCAUAGGGAGCGCUUGGAAGGAGUUCUGGACAGAAGCGGGGAAGCGCUAUUACCAUAAUGCGAUUUUCCAACAGAGUCAGUGGGAACGUCCACGUGAGAUGUCUCCGCAAAAAAUUGUUUUUACCGCCCUUGUGGAGCGGGUUGUCAAUCAUCAGAAGGCUCUACUAGAGAAGAACUUUUUGAUUAUAACAGAUUUGGCUGUCUACAUGAUACAAGAACGGUUGGAAACCAUUGUCCAGCCCGCUGCGAAGCCCACAAAGAAGAAUGCUCACCCUCUACCACCUUCGAAUUCUACCAUAACGAGGUAUCUUCUUCAGAAGCGACUGGAUUUGCGUCUAUUGUCGGGGAUUUCUCUCACCACACAUGCGGAUACGGUUCUCCUGUUGCACUUUUACCAACCAACCGUCCCGUAUCGGCCAAUUGUGGGAAAUACAACAGCCAAAAGCAGUAAAAAGGUUUAUCAUUGUGAAUGCUGUGGGGGGAAACUACUACCAGCGGCGACGAAACAGAACUGUCCUGGUUGCGGUCGUCUUUGCUGUGCUAAAAAAUGUUUGCAGUACAAUCGGCCGCUCCCUACACUUCUCGGACACAGCAAACCGGUGCGAGUAUGCCCCAAUUGCGUGCACGGGGAGCCUUUUGAACCGGUUGAGGACGUGGUGUUGAUGACCCCCAUGAAGACUGAGGUUGUUGCUGUGCUAAGGAAGUUGUACCGCCAACUGAUGGGGAACAAAGUGCCCGUGACGAUUAGUGACGGUUUAACGUACCAUCUCUUUGGGGAGAACCGACCGUGGAUCCUCACAGCAACAGCUUUACCGUCCAUUUCUGAAACGGCACUCAUUUCAUCUUGCCCCUUUACCCUUGCAGUUAGCGCGCCGCCGGGUAUUUCUCAGGAGAUUAUUCAGGCAAUUGAAACAGCACGGGAAAAACGACGCGGCGCAGCGGCGGAACGGCGCAGGAAGGAAGAAGAGGAGGAGCGUGCCCGCGAGUUGUUGCGGGAGAGGGAACGCGAGGAGGAACAUCGUCGUGUUGUGGAGGAACGCAAAACGGCGAGGGCAGCUGUGGAGCAAAAGCAGGAAUCGGAACGGCUGCAGCGCGAACAAGCCGCUCGCGAUCAACGGGAGGAGUCGGCAAGAAUCGUUGCGGAAAGAUCAACAUGGUAUCGGUGA